AUGCCCCAAUUUAGUGACAACUAUUAUCAGCGCAAAUGUUUCUUCGAACGAGACCAAGUGCCAACGCAGAGCGUGAUGAAGAAUAAAAUGACACCUCCUCUGGCUGCAGUAUAUUUUAAAUCCAUGACACCAAAACUUAAAGUUCUAGCUGGUCUUGAACCACCCAUGAAGGGAGGCGGGACUGACUGGUAUGUGCCACCUCGAGACAUCCUACAAGGAAAAGCUGUUUUAAAGCCAGAGAAAAAAGAACAUCUUGCAAAACUGGGAUUUAUUGGUAUCGACUUUUUUGGAGACCGGUUAGUCGAACAACAUUACAAAAACAUGGAUGAGGAAGAAAAACAAGUACUCGAAGAAAAUGACGCAAAUUGGAAAAGAAAAGUGGAAAUAAGUUCACGACAACAAUGGGAUGAGACAUCCAAAGACGCCGCAAACAACAAUACAACCAAAAUACGAAACGCAUUUGAAGAAUUUAGGAUAAUAUAUACUAGCUCAAUAAAUAACGUUGAAGCUUUGCUAUUUGACGCAGCUAUUAAAGAAAUAGAGACAGUUAGUGAUGCAGCACACAAAAAGAUGGAGGCGAAAUUUAAAAAGUUCGUUAAGCAACAAGCAACGACAUUAUAUGAUUUAUAUGCAAAUAUUUUAGAUAAAGAAAAAACAAGACUGAAAAAUAUUUUUUUGGAAAACAUAGAAAAAUCUCGUACCAAUACAACAAAUCAUUUACAUAAUAUAAAUUUAGACAAACACGUAGCAGUAGAAAAGUUACGUCUUUUUGUUGAAUGUCAGAAUUUAGCAUGCCAAGCUUAUGUCGCUCUGAAGGAAAGAGAGGAAUGUAGAUUAGAUAUGGAAAAAUCUGAGAAUAUACACCAGAAAAAAAUAAGAAAGUUAAAAGAAGAAAUUGCUUUGAAAGAAUUCGAAAUUCAACUUUCCAAAGAAAAGGAAAAGAAAAGGCAAGAGUUUAUUAAAGUUUGGAAGAAAAAGGUAUGCCACGUUGUCAAAAAAUUUCAAGAGUUCGUUGGUUAUUGCUUAAAAUUAUUACCGAACCAUGCUGAUUUCUUUAUUAAUAUGGAGAAACUGAUGUUAUUACAUCUUAGCGACGCCAUGGAAAAUCCUAGCUCUGAAAGUAUUUUCAGCCCGGAGCCAGAAUCGGAUAAGGAUCCAGUGGCGAGACCGCAUCCAUUUUAUGUAUUUUGUGAUAAGGGUUUUAAGCCUAAGAUAGAUCAGAAUCUCUGUCCGAAGCAUUGUACAUCCAGUGCGUCGCAUUUCCCGGUAGUUAUAGUAAAUAACAAAUUGAUUUACACUAAAUGCGACAACUUUGAUACGUUCCCGGAACAAAUUAAGAUGUUUAUUGAUGGAAAUCGAGGGCAGGACAGCGAUGUACUUGAUGACCAUGAUUAUACAUACGAUAUACCCGUGAAAAGUACAUCCUCCCAGCAGAUUCUUGAAUUAAAGCUGGAGAGCUCUAUAAUGCAGAUAUUACAAAAAGAAAUACCAAAUAUAAGGAAGGUUCCCACCAAGUGUUGCUAUUGUAAAAUUCCGUACUGCUUCUGUAGUCCUUUGCACGCUUCAGAAAUUGUAAUCCAAAAACCAAUUCAACCGGACAAACCCAGUGUAGUAGCAGAAAUAUCGUCAGGUGAAAAAAUCACUACUCGCAAAAUAGAAUUGGAACAUCAACGUGAGCCUAAAUGGGACAGUUAUAUGAAAUACGUCGAACCACAAAAGUGCAAAUGCGGUAAAAGAGCUAAAAAACAUCUGGAAGAACAUUUACCGGCAUACAUGAGAAAACUGUCAGCAUUUGAAGAGGUGGAUUUGCCCAACUAUGAAACAUGUCCUCUCGAUACAUUAAAGAUUUUAGUAAAACAAGCAAGAGGAAAGAAAACUCCUCCUCCUACUCCUGAGAAGGUGGAGUCUAAGACAAAGAAUGUUUGUACGCAAUAUUCUGAUUUAGAAUUUGAAGAGCUGUGUACCUGUUUCUCAGAUGAAGGAAUAGAAAAAUUAUUCCAGAAGUUAAUAGUUGAAUCCAGGCUAUUCGAUAAAGCCGCUGAACCAAAGUUCAAGAUCGUGGAUGGCUCUAUAGCUGGAUCAGAUUUAGAUAAAGAACCCAGUUCCUUCGCCGAAAACAGAGCAUAUUCAUUACGCAAUUUGAUUCACGAAUCACCGGUUUUAGAGGAGUUAUUUAAGAAGGAGGACUGUAUAUUUUAG
This is a messenger RNA of Pieris macdunnoughi, 2199 nucleotides long. Lineage: Eukaryota; Metazoa; Arthropoda; Insecta; Lepidoptera; Pieridae. The record is from the annotation of a GenBank genome assembly.